UAACUUGUGGCGGAACGUCAACCAUUCGAAGGUUUGACGGUAUUUCGUUUGUCCCACCUUCAUUGAAUGCAGCACGAGCGGCUCGCGAAGUCACGUGAGAUGCCGGCCUCAAAAACGCAGUGACGCGCUCGAGCUCCGUCACCGCGGCCGUGUCUGACAUCCAGCCCGGUCUCGGACUCCCGUCAGCCGCGAGUAAAGCCCACCGCGGUCGCUCCGAGGCGGACAAGAUGAACGGAAGGCGGCGCGCGGGCGGGGGGGCGGAGGUUUUGCUUUUCCCGCAGAUACGCGCGACCGGGAUGAGACCCGCUGGAUUCCAUUGUUAAGGGGGGGACCGUUCGAGCCUUUUCGCCCCCGUCGCUCUCUCCGCGUGCGGCUGCCGGGGCGAGAGCCUUCUCGCCGGUCAUCGCCGGUCUACGUUUUGGCAAAAGCAACUCGGUAAACAAGGGCGAGCGUCCGAGCGGCUCGCUUCGGGGGGCGGCGUUGUUUUGCCGGAGACCAGAAGAGGGAGGCGUUGCAGCAGGGGGGAGCAGAGGGGGGGGGGGCUACAAAACCCCGCAGGCUUGAAGACUGUUGAGAUGGCCGUGAACGAGGACCUGACACACCGGUGCGGCUAGCGGCGGAAAGAAGGCCUUUUCGGACCCCCGAGAUGUGGUCGACUGGAGGCUCGCGGCAGGCGGAUUGCAGCCGUCGACAGAAGCGGCAACGACGCGAGGAACAGCAGAUCUCGGCUCGGAGGAAGUGAAGUGACGGAGGGCAAGGCGCACGACAUGACGUUCUCAUCUCCAGUUUCAAAGGGAAAUCCCGAAGGUCCCCAGGAGGAAUCGCCGCCCGGCCGGGGCCGCAUUUGAGCUCGACCGCGCCUUUGUACCGGAUCCCGCGACUCGGAGCGCACCGCCUUUUUUGGGCAACCACAUGUUGGAAGCCAGUGCGCGCGAGCGUCGCCGGCCAUUCUCGCGCAGCGGCCCCGCGCAAGCCCGGCCCGCAGCAUGCAGUGGAGACGGCGCCAUUGCUGUCCCGUCAAGAUGACGUGGACGGCCAAGCGCUCGCUAUUCCGCACCCAGGUGGCGGGCCUCCUCUCGCUGGCGCUGCUCUUCACCCUCUUUUCCUUUUUGGGCCGCCAGGACCGGCCGCCGGGCCGGGCCGGGCCGCGGGAAAACCCGCUGGCCUACGCCGUCAGGGGUUUCCGUGGCGCCAACCAGAGCGGCGGCGGCUCCCUUCGGGGCCUUUGGCGGGAGGCCAAGCCUCCGCUCAAUCUUAGCUCCCAGCCGGCCGGAGAGGCGGCGGGCGCCCGAACGGCCGCGCCGGCGCUCGGGGACUCGGUGAGCGCCAACAAGACUUUGCAGAAGGAGAUGGACGCCGGAGGGACGCUGAGCGCUCAGCCCUACCGCUACAUCCUCAACCAACCCUUCAAGUGCGGCGACGGCGCGCCCUUCCUCGUCCUGCUCAUCGCCGCCGAGCCGGGCCAGGCCGACGCCCGUCACGCCAUCCGCCGGACGUGGGGCAACGACAGCGUGGCCGGCGGCCUGGGCUUCGUGCGCCUCUUCCUGCUGGGCGUGGGCGCCAAUCCCGACGCCUUCCUCCAGAGCGCCAUCGAGGAGGAGAGCCGCGUCUACCGAGACAUCAUCCAGCAAGACUAUCGGGACACGUAUCACAACCUGACCAUCAAAACCUUGAUGGCCAUGAACUGGGUGGCCACGUACUGCCCGCGCGCCGCCUACGUGAUGAAGACGGACAGCGACAUGUUUGUCAAUACGGAGUAUCUCAUCCAGAAGCUGCUGAAGCCCGAGCUGCCUCCCAGGCGCAGGUACUUCACGGGCUACCUGAUGAGAGGCUACGCGCCCAACCGAAAUCGGGACAGCAAGUGGUACAUGCCGCCGGAGCUGUACCCCAGCGAGCGCUACCCCACCUUCUGCUCGGGCACGGGCUACGUCUUCUCGGGCGACAUGGCGCGGCUCAUCUACCAGGCCUCCCUGGGCAUCCGCAGGCUUCACCUGGAGGACGUCUACGUGGGAAUCUGCCUGGCAAAGUUGCGCAUCGACCCCACUCCGCCCCCCAACGAAUUCCUCUUCAACCACUGGCGGGUGUCCUAUUCCAGUUGCAAGUACAGCCACCUCAUCACGUCGCAUCAGUUCCACCCCAACGAACUGAUCAAGUACUGGAACCACUUGCAGAGUAACAAGCACAACGCCUGCAUCAACGCGGCAAAGGAAAAGAACGGCAGGUACAGGCAGCGGCGGUUCCACGGCGAGCGGCCCCCGUGAUGGCGCCGCCGACGCCGGGACCUUUUUUGACCUCGGCGCAAGUCGCCGCCAAGGAAAAGCACAUUUGUGUCAUUUGUGUCAUUGCUAUUGUGUAUGAUGCCUCGAAGUGUUUGGCUUUCAUUUGGAGACAAAUGUCACGUCUUGUAUCCGUACGGACGUCCGGAUCGGUGACGCGGAGCGUGGGUCCCGACGGCGCGCGCUCAAAGUCGACGCAGUAUUCCGCACGGAUGCAUCGACAACAACAAAAAAAAGCUUCAAAAGUUACCGCCGACGUGUUUACACAGACAAAGGGAAAUGUAUCCGUCUUUUGUUGAAAGUUAUACUACCUAAAUAGCGAUGAAAAUAUCUUUGGCUGGCGUUGACCACUUUUCCGGACCUCUUUCUGUGUUUCUGUCACUUUACGUUCCCGUUCCAAUUCCAAAGCUUUAUCUGCCAUAUCCUGUAUUUUAUCUAAAAAAAAAAAAAAAAGAAGAAGGAAAUAAACGUGAAA
Molecule: messenger RNA, 2751 nt
Organism: Hippocampus zosterae (dwarf seahorse)
Lineage: Eukaryota; Metazoa; Chordata; Actinopteri; Syngnathiformes; Syngnathidae
Gene: b3galt2
Product: UDP-Gal:betaGlcNAc beta 1,3-galactosyltransferase, polypeptide 2
Exons: 2
Coding region: 987-2261 (424 amino acids)
Cellular component (GO): membrane
Molecular function (GO): N-acetyl-beta-D-glucosaminide beta-(1,3)-galactosyltransferase activity
Source: RefSeq, a predicted model, not a curated record